Peniophora sp. CBMAI 1063 is the source of this 636-nucleotide messenger RNA. NCBI's taxonomy places the organism in Eukaryota, Fungi, Basidiomycota, Agaricomycetes, Russulales, Peniophoraceae. The record is from the annotation of a GenBank genome assembly.
AUGUUGGCGCCUCACUUGCCCUCUUACCUCUCCUUCCCAGUUCUUGCACAACUCCCGAGCCUCAAGUGCACUCUCAACUGUGACACCGACUGCCUAUUGUACGAAUACCCCGUGACGUAUAGCCGCAUUGUCCUCGCGAAACUAAACAACAGUAAACUGGGGGGAAGGCAUAACGAAGAGACCGUAGAAGAGAAAUGUCGUCCCCUCUUUGAGCCAUUUCAGGAAAGCCAAGUCGAGAAUACGUCAAAACGUCGUCGUCAAGAGCCGGACCUCGAGCAAGUUGACGCCUGGCUGCCUCAAUUCAUUGAAACAUACUCUCGGAAGAAGGCUCGUGAAGACUACGAAUUCAAGUACGGCGAAACACAGGAUGAUUCCGACGAAGAGGGCGCGGGGUUGGCAGCUGGAGUGGUACCUGCAGACUUCAACAUGCAUACGUUGGAGACCCAAGCGACCGCCGGCUCUGUACCCGAGCAGCCGCCCACCCUUAACCUCAACCGCGAGGACGAGGCAAAGGUGCCGCGCGCGUCGAAGCCUGAUUUCAAAGCUCGCGUCCUGCUCGCGCUAGCCGAGGUUUGCGUAGCAGAUGGGCGCGACAUUCCCGUCAAUCUCGUGCGUGCUGCCUUGGGGUGCGCUUGA